AUGAACGCCCUCAAGCUUCAGAAGCGCUUUCCCCAGCUCGACCAGGGCGCGAUCUUUUCCCUCCAGGAUGCAUUCAACAGACUUGAUGUGGAAGAUCGAGGCUAUCUCGACGAGUCCACCGCUAUCAAGGCGGCUCAACAGUCGGAGCGCCAGCCCUACGAUGUGGUGCGCGCGGCAUUGAAGGAUGUGGAAUUGGAUAGCUCCCGACGUGUGGAACUCGAAGACUAUGUCGAUCUCGUUGCGAAGCUCCGGACAGCACCUAGCGGAGGCGCCCCCGCCUCCACCCCCGCGGCCGUGAUCCAAGGGGCCGGCGCCGGUACUGGAGCCUCUCGUCAUGUCUCCAAAGGCAGUGUCGGCGGGCGCAUACAUGUUCAAGGGUCUUCCUCCAACGUGACUCACACAAUCAACGAGGACGAGCGAACCGAGUUUACCCGCCACAUCAAUGCCGUGCUGGCAGGCGAUGCGGAUAUUGGAGAUUCUCUGCCUUUCCCCACAGAUACAUUUGAGAUGUUCGACAAGUGCAAGGACGGCUUGGUCCUCGCUAAGCUGAUCAACGACAGCGUACCUGAUACUAUUGAUGAACGUGUGUUGAACAAGGCCGGAAAGAAGAUCAAGCAACUCAAUGCAUUCCACAUGACCGAAAACAACAACAUUGUCAUCAACUCCGCCAAGGGUAUCGGUUGCUCGGUGGUUAACAUCGGAAGUGGGGAUAUCAUUGAAGUGCGCGAGCAUCUGAUUCUGGGUUUGAUCUGGCAAAUCAUCCGCCGUGGUCUUCUCGGGAAGAUCGAUAUCAAGCUCCACCCGGAACUCUACAGACUUUUGGACGAGGAUGAGACAUUGGAACAGUUCCUGCGUCUGCCCCCCGAGCAGAUCCUCCUUCGCUGGUUCAACUACCACCUCAAGAACGCCAAAUGGGACCGAAGGGUGACUAACUUCUCGACCGAUGUGAAGGACGGCGAGAAUUACACGGUUCUCCUGAACCAAUUGGCACCUGAUGUUUGCUCCCGCGGUCCUCUGCAGACUCAAGACUUGCUUGAUCGCGCCGAACAGGUUCUCAAAAACGCAGAUUCGCUUGAUUGUCGCAAGUUCUUGACUCCGGCUUCAUUGGUUGCUGGAAAUCCCAAGCUCAACCUUGCGUUUGUGGCAAAUCUGUUCAACACGCACCCCGGACUUGACCCGAUCACCGAAGAAGAAAAACUGGAGGUUGAGGACUUUGACGCCGAGGGUGAACGAGAGGCACGGGUCUUCACUCUGUGGUUGAACUCUCUGGAUGUGCAGCCCGCAGUCAACUCGCUCUUUGACGAUCUCCGUGAUGGGUUCGUUUUGCUCCAGGCGUACGACAAGGUCAUACCCGGCAGUGUCAACUGGCGGCACGUCAAUAAACCCCCGGCCUCUGGCGGUGAAUUGAUGCGAUUCAAGGCCGUCGAGAACACGAACUAUUCCAUCGAACUUGGUAAAUUCAAUGGGUUCUCUCUUGUGGGAGUUCAGGGUGCGGAUAUCACUGACGGUCAGCGAACUCUGACCCUUGGAUUGGUGUGGCAACUCAUGCGCCGCGACAUCACCAACACGCUCUCUGCUCUAGCCCAGCGACUAGGCAAGCGUGAGAUCACGGACACCGAGAUGAUCAAAUGGGCGAAUGAUAUGUCUAGCAGUGGCGGGCGGUCAUCCACGAUACGCAGCUUCAAGGACAAAUCCAUUGGAUCUGGAGUUUUCCUUCUGGAUGUGCUCUGCGGCAUGAAGAGCAGCUACGUGGACUACGACCUGGUCACCCCUGGUCGGACCGACGAAGAGGCAUAUGCGAAUGCCAAGCUCUCCAUCAGUAUCGCCAGAAAGAUGGGUGCCACCAUCUGGCUGGUGCCAGAGGACAUCUGCCAGGUUCGCUCGCGUCUGGUCACCACGUUCAUCGUUCGCCUCGAGGCUGAGCAGCCUGAGCAGCCUGUUCAGCCUACACAAUCUGCAGAGCCCGCCCAUCCUGCCCAGGAUGUCAGUGAUGUGACCGAGGUCGAGAUGGGAGGCACGCAACCCGAGCAAGACACGACAACUUCAGACGCGCAAGAGCUAGCUGCCCCUGCCCCGGCGCCGACCAAGAAGAAUGCUGGCAUCAACUUCCUUGACCACUUCCUGCAAUUUCUGUACACUCGCGACUAUACCAUUCCGGAAACCGCUACUGGUAUCUCAGAGGCAGACAAGACCGAGGAGAACAUGCUUCACCACGCGCGGACCUACACACUGGCCGAAAAGCUCGGUUUACCGGCCCUGAAGAGCCUUGCGCAUGGGAAGAUCCAUAAGAUCAAGGGCACGCCCGCGGCAGAGCUCGCAUAUGCUCGCUAUGUGUACACUCACACCCCUGCCGACGACACGAACAUCCGAAAGCCAGUGGCCUCUCAUUGGGCCAACCAGAGUCACGUCUUGCGUCAUGAGGUUGGUGAUGACUUCCAGAAACUGUGCAUUGAAGUUCCUCAAUUCUCAUUCGAUGUGUUGUCGAUCAUUUUAGAUCGCAAGGAAAGGAGCAGCGCCCAGGAUGAUAUCAAAGGGAGCGCGCGUAAGCGCACCAGACGAGAGAUUUAG
Messenger RNA from Penicillium olsonii, 2568 nucleotides. Lineage: Eukaryota; Fungi; Ascomycota; Eurotiomycetes; Eurotiales; Aspergillaceae. The record is from the annotation of a GenBank genome assembly.